Molecule: messenger RNA, 765 nt
Organism: Acanthosepion pharaonis
Lineage: Eukaryota; Metazoa; Mollusca; Cephalopoda; Sepiida; Sepiidae
Source: the annotation of a GenBank genome assembly
AUGUCUAUCUAUUUAUCUAUCAAUAUUUUAAUCUGUUCAUAUCUAUCUAUUUUACUCUUCUCAUAUCUAUCUAUCUAUCUAUCUAUCUAUCUAUCUAUCUUAGACUGUUCAUGUCUAUCUUUUUAUAUCUAUUUUAAUCUACUGUUCAUGUCUAUCUUUUUAUCUAUCAAUAUUUUAAUCUGUUCAUAUCUAUCUAUUUUACUCUUCUCAUAUCUAUCUAUCUAUCUAUCUAUCUAUCUAUCUAUCUAUCUAUCUAUCUUAGACUUCUACUCAUAUCUAUCUAUCUAUCUAUCUAUCUAUCUAUCUAUCUAUCUAUCUUAUCUACUGUUUCAUUCUACUCAUAUCUAUCUAUCUAUCUAUCUAUCGAUUUAUUUUAGUCUCUUCAUAUCUAUCUAUCUAUCUAUCUAUCUAUCUAUCUAUCGAUUUAUUUUAGUCUCUUCAUAUCUAUCUAUCUAUCUAUCGAUUUAUUUUAGUCUCUUCAUAUCGUAUCUAUCUAUCUAUCUAUCGAUUUAUUUUAGUCUCUUCAUAUCUAUCUAUCUAUCUAUCUAUCUAUCGAUUUAUUUUAGUCUCUUCAUAUCUAUCUAUCUAUCUAUUUUAGUCUGUUCAUAUCUAUCUAUAGUCUGUCUUAGUCUAUUCAUAUUUAUCUAUCUCUCUUUUAUCUUAUCUAUCUAUCUAUCGAUUUAUUUUAGUCUCUUCAUAUCUAUCUAUCUAUCUAUCUAUCUAUCUAUUUUAGUCUGUUCAUAUCUAUCUAUCUGUCUGUCUUAG